Messenger RNA from Aspergillus fischeri NRRL 181, 570 nucleotides. RefSeq names its product cupin domain-containing protein. The transcript has a single exon. The record is from RefSeq and is a predicted model, not a curated record. Lineage: Eukaryota; Fungi; Ascomycota; Eurotiomycetes; Eurotiales; Aspergillaceae. Bases 1 to 570 code for a protein of 189 amino acids.
AUGAUGUCUACAAACCCAGGCCAAAUCUCCCCCCUUGCGGGAAUAACCCGCUACAUCACCACCCACAACCCCUCCGGCCAAGCCAUCAUCCACUCGGAACAGCCCGUCACCUGGGACUCCUACCAGGACGGCGCGCUAGGCAUGGGGGUCGCCUACACGACCUCCGAAUUCCCCGCCAACCUAAACAACGAGACGGACAUCAAAACCCACGAGAAACUCAUGCACAAGAAUACCCUGGGCCUGGUGAACCCUGGCGGGACGGUGUGUCGGUUUGUCGACCUCGGGCCCGGUGGAGAGCCGUUCAUGCAUCGCACGCAGAGCCUGGACUACGGGAUUGUCCUGCAGGGGGAGAUUGAGAUGAUUCUGGAUUCGGGGGAGAAGAGGAUGUUGAAGGCGGGGGAUAUUGCUGUGCAGCGGGGAACGAAGCAUGCAUGGAGGAACCCGAGUGAGGUGGAGUGGUCGCGGAUGGUCUUUAUAUUGCAGGACAUUCAGCCGAUAGUGAUCGGGGGGGUUGUGCUUGGGGAGGAUGUCAGUGGGUCGGGGGAGAUCAAGCCUAGCCAGGGUGAUUGA